Messenger RNA from Temnothorax curvispinosus, 3432 nucleotides. RefSeq names its product TOG array regulator of axonemal microtubules protein 1. Gene Ontology annotation, molecular function: microtubule binding. The transcript is spliced from 11 exons. Gene Ontology annotation, biological process: microtubule cytoskeleton organization. NCBI's taxonomy places the organism in Eukaryota, Metazoa, Arthropoda, Insecta, Hymenoptera, Formicidae. Bases 610 to 2847 code for a protein of 745 amino acids. The record is from RefSeq and is a predicted model, not a curated record. Gene Ontology annotation, cellular component: cytoplasmic microtubule; cilium.
GCAGCUCGAUCUCUCGCGUUUCUGCGCGCGUUUCGCAGUUCGGGACAUUCCGACGCAUCGAUCUCGCACACACGUCGCGACGCACGGGACGAUUCGGUGGUAGAAGGGCGCGUGUUCGCCGAUGCUUGAAAUUGUCAUUAGUAUCGAUUGAUUCUUCGGAGCUCGCGCACUUAUUUAGUUUUAUCGUUCUUAUUGCGAAAGGUCGAGACGGGGCAACAUUUAACCUUCUCCACUCGUAUAUCAUCCCGUCAUGCUAUACAAUAUUAAUUUCCUCCUCACCUGAAUAAUAUAAAAUAUUAGAAAUAAAAUUAAAUAAAAGAGAAAAAAGCUCAGAAAUUAAAGAAUCGAGUUAAAAACACUGAUAGAUGCAAUUUGGAACAGAGUCCAGUUAGACGAGAAAACUUUCUAUUUUAUAUAAAAAGACGGAUGUUCUCGUAAUUCGCGAAUGGGUAUAACGAUAACGAUUAUGGGAUAGGACAGCAACAAGUCGCUCGAAACCAUGACGUCGCGCUCGCCUACCCCGGGGGUCAGUCUGUCGGGUGAGACCAAGCGCGUUUCGCGGCCGCGACCGAGAACUCUCGACCGGAACCGUCGACGGGGCGUCGCGGGAUGAUCUUCAAGUCCUGCGCGCGGCCGAUCGAGAUGAAGGAGGAGAACGGUGCCGUCGUCGGCGAGGUACGACGACCGGCGAGCAGGUCCACCGAGCACACGUUCUCUAAUGCCGUCCUGUUUUGCUGCCCGUGCGUCUUCCGGUGCAGGAAGUCGGUCGGCGUCGGCCGCGACGACGACGGGGACGACAACGCGUCCGUCUCGACCAUCAUCACCACGGCGACGACGCCGGUCAUCGCCUUGAGGUUGAACCGAAACAGCGACACGGUUGAUAAGGCGACGACGGUGAACGAGGAGGAAUACAACGCGCGGAACAGACGUCACUUUUCGCCCGAGGCGAAGGGCUACCACGUGCAGGGCUCGAACAAGGAGGAGUCGCGGUACCAAGAGUUCAUGCGUUCCUUCUCAAUCGGCAACAAUUUCGACGCGCACGAAAGCCGUCCGAAAAGCGCGAGCAGCUCGUCGUCCGACGUUUCCAGGCACGAUCGGCCGGGACGAGGGGAAGACCAGGACGCGACGACGCUGCGAGAUUACAUUGGCAAUGACAACAGCGGAUCGUCGACCCCGCGGAGCCGGGACGCCGGCGAUCCGGCGUUCGACAUUAUCACGCAACAGACGACGAAUCACCAGAGCGGCACUCGCGACGACGUCGAUUCCUUUUUCACGCCGCUGGAUACCAACAAAGUGGAAUACCGGAUCGAAACGGCAAAGGCACCGACCGUGGACGAGGCGUCGAAAGAAUGGAGCAGCGAGGAUGACAUGAAAACAACGAGUCGAAUCCGAUCGAUUUCAAGGCAUUCGAAUCACAACGAGCUAAUCGACGUGGACGAGAACUGCAACAGAAGCACGGAGAGCAGCUCCGGCGUGCCCGAGCAGCAGCCGGAGAACGACAGGUCAAGCGCGCGGUCAAGGAGGUCGUCCAUCGUGUCCGCGUUGCCGAACGAGCGGAUUCUACCCUACGAGGACACGAAGGCAUUCAGGGAAUCGCUACAAUCGAAGGCCGCGGUGAGCCCCAAGAAAUCGGAAUCGCUGUAUCUGUCGCCUAAUCACAGCGCUCACCACUCGCCAAUCUCCAACUCGCCGACCAAGCGGAGUCCUCGCUGCGGUUCGCGCAAUUUGAUCGAGGAUUUCAGCGAGGAGAGAAUAAUCGCUUCCACAGUACCUGACGAGGAUGCUUCCAUUCAAUCGUUGGACACCGUUGGCCACCCUCCCAUAGACAUCAGCAUGACCGGUGAUUCACCGGCGAUUAUCAUCGCGUCGAGGCCCCAUUCUCACGAAACCGUCGAGUACGCGAGAAGCGUCGAAAAUGCUAAUCCGCGUAAUAAGAUUAACGCUCAGGAGUCCACGGAAGAAGAAUCCAGCGUGAACGAUAAUUUGGAGGACAGACAAAGUAAAGACAGCGCGAGCGAAACGAAUACGGAACCAGGGAUAUUGAAGAUCGAGUCUGAGCCUGCAGAAGAUGUCGAGUCGCGUAGAAGGAUGCCCUCGAAAGUACCGGUGCGCAGUACUAGUAGAUGUCGAAUGCCUUCCAAUAAAAGAGCCGUGGAGAAGCCCUCGGAAAAAGUCAAGCGGAUGGUACAGCAGUGCUUUACGCAGCUUGAGAAUAAAGACUGGGAAGUAACGAUGAAGGGUCUGAAAGCCCUGUCUCAGAUCUCGAAGCAGCAUCCGGAGGGCUUGGACGUCUGCGCGGCCGGAACGCUGGGAAGGCUUCUGGGACGACACAUAAAGAAUCUUCGCUCGCAAGUGGCACGGGCCGCGUGUCUCGCCGCCGGCGACGUCUUCAGUUCUCAAAUCCGGGGUAUCGAUCAGGAUUUAGACGACAUAGCUGGACCGUUGCUUCACAGAACGGCUGAUACGAAUCGAUUUCUUCGAGCGGACAGCAACGCAGCCCUGGAUCAGAUGAUGCAAUAUCUUCCGCCCCAUAAAACCAUCUGUAUCGUCGUACUUCGGGGAGCGAGUCAUCAAAAUGCUAUCGUUCGCGCGGCGACCGCACGACUGUUGUCGGACAUCACCGAUCGCAUCGGGCCUGAACAUAUUAUGAUCCUAUCGCGCGACGUAAAGGACAAGUUGCUGAACGCGGGCGCAAAGUUGUUGAUGGAUGGAAAUCUAGACGCGAGGAACCACGCGAAAAAGAUGUUUCGACGGCUGACCCGUUGCGAGGGUUUUCGAAAAGCGUUGACGGAUGCGGUGCCCGAAACGACAUUAAGACACAUCGACAAAACCAUGAAGACCCUGUAGUCGAUCACUCUGUCGAUCAAAUCUGCGUAAUUUAAUCUAACCGUCGUCUUACCGCUGCUUGGACUAUCCCAAAAGACUGUUUAUCACGCAGGAUGUUUUUACAAUCAGUUAGAAGCCAGUUUACGGCAUAGACAUGAAUUUUCUACAACGUAUAAGCCGAGAAAGAUAUCGACAAGGAGUCGUAUAAAUAGCUUCUCUCUCUCUCUCUCCCCCCGCACUGUAUAUUUCCCUCUUCAAAAUUAAAUGGAGCGAGAGAUGUGAUUUCGGUGAUCGAGAAUCGAGAAAAGUAUGAGAAAAACCCUGAGGAAAAGCGUCCCCAUCGUCGUAUCACGACUUCGAUCUUGUUUUUCAUCGCCGGAUUUAUUGCGCGACGAAGUUUUGAUACUUGUAACUUUAAUACAUAUAUACGCAUGUAUAAUAAUUUUUUAUACGAUUGUAUAAAGGAUGCGCUUCGGCGUAAGCGUAUUUGGAAAACUAGUGCCUUCACGUCGGUGAUCGUAAAUUACGCAAUCGCAAUCGUAGCUCAAUUACAUUGUAGUGUUCGCGAAGUGAAUCGUCGACGUGACGUAAAUUGCCACGUGUCUC